Cladocopium goreaui is the source of this 1950-nucleotide messenger RNA. The record is from the annotation of a GenBank genome assembly. NCBI's taxonomy places the organism in Eukaryota, Dinophyceae, Suessiales, Symbiodiniaceae.
AUGCUGCUCGAAGGUCCCAGAUAUUCCCCAUCCCUCUGCAGGUCCACUGGUCGGAGCUCCACCUGGGCACCGCAGUUCGCGGUGCCGGACCUGACCCCUGCGGCGCUGCAAAGGGCGGCGGAGGCGAAGGCGGGGAGCGGCUGUCCAUUGGGAUACCUGGCGCUGAUGCGGCUGCAGGAGCUUUUCCUUCCCUGGAGUCGGCCACGCUCCACCAUCCUGGCGCUCACGAAGUAUGUGGCACAGCGGGCUACGCUGGCUGAUGUCAUGUGGUCCUCUUGGCCUUUACCCUUCUUGCUGAGUCAGGUCUCCAAAGUGCUCUGUCGUUUUGUCGGCUCCCGCCACUUGGUGGGCUUCGCAAAGCCGCGCGUCGCGGCCUACGGACGCUGCUGGAAGGCCAGGCCCAAGAUUUGGUGCCUGGCGCGUGCUGCGCGCCGCCUCACACUGCGCUCCAUCAGUGAGUCCUCCACACUUGGGCAUCACCUGGCGCGGCUCUCGCGCUUCUUGCGUCGCCUGGGCGAGAGCCGCGUGGUCAAGGAGCUGCGCGCCGAGGCGACGCACCUGAUGCUCUGGAACGCCCUCGCCAAGCUGCAGGCAUCGCUCUAUUCCAUGACCUCAUUGGAGGGCGACUGCAGAGUGAAGCGACUCUGCCCUGCCUGCCUGGUCCCGGUACAAGGGGAAUGGGUCCAGGAGGCACAAUUCAUGGACGACCUGUGGUCGGCCUCGCACAAGAUGGCCUUCGCACAGCUGGCACCCAACGGCGGCUCCACUAGCCCAGCUCGGGCCUCAGCAGUGGAGGCACUCAGCAAACAUGAAGGAUUGCCUUGGCAGCGGAAGUUUCGACAGCUGAGUUUUCUGCUAGGUCGUCAGAAAGCGCUUCCACGAAGCUGGAAACACGUUGCGGGUGCCACCGCUGUGGCCACGGUGCUCUGGAGCGGCCGGCGCUCGGUGGAGGAGCUCUGGACCUACGCGGAAGUGAUCGCUACCCUGGCCAGCUCUCUACACAAUGUGAGACCCUUUCUGUCUCUGGUGCCACAGGACUUGCCCAGUUCGAUCGCACGCUUUCUGCGCUCUAGGGGCGUGAGGCUCGCACGUUUGAAGCACCUCUAUGUGUGGCCCAGCGCUGAUCCACAGGGCAUUUGGGAUGCCAGUCAACUACCAGGUGGCAUUGGCCCCAUCUACGAUUGGCCCAAGUUCCUGCUGUGGGGCUUGACGCGCUACGAACGCCUGGUGUUUUUGGACGCCGAUACGUUGCCCUUGGGACCAGACGCCUUGGAGCCUCUCUUCACCGCGGUGAACGAUGAUGGCGUCGGCUUUGCGGCAGUGGCUUUUGGUGAAGGACUUGAGAUGAACAAUGGCAUUUUUGCCUUACGACCGUCCCACGAAAUCUUGCGAUGCCUCUUACACACCGCGCGGAGUGAAGUCUUUUGGAGGGAGCCCUUCGCCGAGGAAUUUCGCUUCCGGGGAGGCACUUGGAUGGCUUUCUUGGACCUCUUUUGGCGCCACAAGGCAUGGCUCUCGUCUCUCUGUGACGUGAACCAUGUACCGGGCUAUGCGCUGCUUCCGGAGGUGUUCAACUUUCCGGCUUCCCUGGGAGCCAUUUUUCAGGUGUCAGACUCCAGGAACAGCUCACAUCGGGGUGACCGCCGCGCGGUGCAGGUGGCCGAGCACUGGGCCAAGGUGCUGGUGGAUUCGCAAUUCCAUGGCGUGCGGAUCUUGCACUGGGUAGGAGCGAAGAGGAAACCCUGGCUGCACUGGUCCCUGGCUGCUCGCACUGUGCUGGAUCGGAUGUGGUGGCGUCAGCAUCGCCUGAUGUGUCUCCGAAGACCUGGCGUCCGGGACAGGCGGCCGGUCCGGGCUGAGUGGCAGCAGGAUCUGCCGAUGAUGGGGUUGGGGACCUGGGGAUGGCAAGUUUGCUGUUUAGCCAACGAUGGGGAUUUACAUGACCUAUAG